AUGGCUAUAGAUACUAUAAUUUUGGGUUUACAUACGGUAGGUAUUGGAUCUUUAUUGGGUGCUAUUAAUUUUAUGGUAACUACUCAAAAUAUACGGUCGGCUGCUGUUACUUUGGAUCAGAUAAGAAUAUUUGUUUAUAUUAUUAUUUUACCUGCAUUUGGUAUUAUUAGGGAAUGUGUUUUAUAUCUAACUGAUAAGGAACGAUUAUUUGGUCAAGCAAGUAUGGCACGUCUGUUUGGGGCCAUCAUAUAUAUACUGCAGGUCUUGAUAUUGAUACUCGAACUUAUUUUAGGGCAGCUACUGUUAUUAUUGCUAUUCCUAGGGCAGUUAAGGUUUUUAAUUGACUUGGGACUUUAUUUGGUUCUCGUCAAUAUUUACAACCUUGGUAUUAUUUUGAGUACUGCUAGGUUAGAUAUUGUUUUACAUGAUACAUAUUAUGUAGUGGCACAUUUUCAUUAUACUUUGAGUUUAGGUGCUAUUUUUGCUAUUUUUAGUGGUUUUUCUUUGUGGUUUCCUUACAUGAGGGGGUGUGUUUUUGAUAAAAAUAUAAUAAUAGCUGUUUUUUUUUGUUUUUUUAUUGGUACAAAUUUGACUUUUUUUCCUAUACAUUUAGCUGGUAUACAGGGUAUACCUCGUAAGAUUUUGGAUUAUCCUGACUCUUAUUCUGUAAUUUCUUCUAUUGGUUCUGUGGUUUCUUUUAUUGGUUUUAUAUUGUUUAAUUAUUUGCUUGUAGAA
Messenger RNA from Gongylonema pulchrum, 735 nucleotides. Lineage: Eukaryota; Metazoa; Nematoda; Chromadorea; Rhabditida; Gongylonematidae. The record is from the annotation of a GenBank genome assembly.